Helianthus annuus (common sunflower) is the source of this 4493-nucleotide messenger RNA. RefSeq names its product sister chromatid cohesion 1 protein 4. Lineage: Eukaryota; Viridiplantae; Streptophyta; Magnoliopsida; Asterales; Asteraceae. The transcript has 16 exons. Gene Ontology annotation, biological process: replication-born double-strand break repair via sister chromatid exchange; mitotic sister chromatid cohesion; synaptonemal complex assembly. The coding region runs from base 470 to 4240 and encodes 1256 amino acids. Gene Ontology annotation, cellular component: synaptonemal complex; cohesin complex. Gene Ontology annotation, molecular function: protein binding; chromatin binding. The record is from RefSeq and is a predicted model, not a curated record.
GACAUCCAAACAGUAUGGCAUGUCAUGUCCCCAUGCGCCGCGGUCUUACCACCAGUAAUUACCACCAUAUCCAACUCUCAACACCACACUUUCUUUGACCUUUCUCUCUCUCUCUCUCUCUCUCUCUCUCUCUCUUUUUCAAAUCUCUUUCUAAAAGCAAUAAUAAUAUGCUCAAACUCAUUUGAUUUCACUCCAAAACACACACACUCGUGCUACUAUCUCCCUACUCCUUCUACCCCCACCCCACAACUUUCCAAAAAUUGGAUCUUUUUCUCAUCUUUCUCCCAAAUCUUGCUGCUUUUUGGGGGGUUUUGUACUGGGUACCCAAAUUAGGUCAAUUUUGAUUUCACAUACUAUUCGGAGCUUCGAUUCAAUGAUUAUACGGGUCCUGAUUGAAGCUGGUGUGCGAAAUUUGGGGGUUUUUAAGCUACUGUAGCUGUUCAGAAAUUAGGGUUUGUAAGAAAGAAGGAUGUUUUAUUCGCAGUUUAUUUUAGCAAAAAAGGGUCCUUUAGGGACUAUAUGGAUCGCUGCUCAUUUGGAGAGGAAGCUUCGCAAGAAUCAAGUUGCAGAUACUGAUAUUGGAGUCUCUGUAGACUCAAUCCUGUUUCCUGAGAUGCCUAUUGCACUGCGGUUGUCAAGUCAUCUUUUGCUUGGUGUGGUUAGAAUAUACUCAAAAAAGGUCAACUACCUUUUUGAUGAUUGCAGUGAGGCUUUGCUUAAAGUCAAACAAGCUUUUCGGUCUACCGCUGUUGACUUGCCACCUGAAGAAUCUACUGCUCCGUAUCACUCAAUUACCUUGCCCGAGACUUUCGAUCUAGACGAUUUUGAGCUGCCCGAGGAUGAUUUGCAGGGUAAUUAUGUUGAUCAACACAUCAGUUCAAAGGACCAGAUCACACUACAAGACACUAUGGAGGGUGUUGUUUACUCUACAUCUAAAUUUGGGCUUGAUGAGAGAUUUGGUGACGGUGAUGCGUCUGGUCUGGACCUUGACGAGGAACUAUUGGCUGAGAAGGCUGCAACUCCCGAACUUGCUGCUGGUGCAUCAAAUUCAGAUGGUGAUCCUCAAGCUAGUGGCAUUCCAAAUGAGGAUUUGGAUGACUAUGAUGGAGAUAACGAACCAGUUGACUAUGCGCAAGGUCCAUGUACUCCGGGACUAUGGGAAGAACCAAAUUUGGCCAACGUUCAAGAAACUUCCGCAUGUGAAGAUCAUCAGGAACAAGAAAAUCAUGCCAUAACCGAAUCUGCAGUGAAGGAGAAUUUAGAAAACGUUUUCCCACAUGAACAACAUCAAAAUCUGUUUGAGUCGCAUGAAAAAUCACAACCUCACGUUGCGGAAACAGAACAGAGUCAACAGACGUUGAUUCAUGAUCUUGGUUCAACACCUUUUACAGAAUUACUUUCAACUGGAAAUGUUGUUCCUGUAUCUAAUGAUCCUGCCAAAGUGGCGGGUUUACUAAACCAAAAUGUCAGCAACGGGCCCCCUGGAUUUCCGACCGCCAAUGAUAACCAUGACAACUUUGUAAAAUACCAAGGAAAUCAGGAGAAUACAUAUCAUCUUACCAAUCAAUUUGAAUCAAACAUCGAUAAAGACAAUCUUGUUGGUACUCCGCAACAUCAUACGUCUUCCGAACCGAACAAUGCCGCAACUCCGGUUUUGUUUCCCCAUGACAGCGUGCCAAAUUCUAACUUUCCGAGUCUUAGGCCGUGUGUCACUUUCCCGAACCAUGACACCAACGCUGAAGCAUUGAAUAAAAACUUUCCGGAAGUUCAUCAUGCUGAUAUUGAUCAGAAUCACCAAGUUCGGGUGGAUAAUGUAACUCAAAGGGAGGUGCAAGUAGAAAGCAUCAACAACUAUGCUAAUGACUUUUCUACCCCUGUAAAUCAAAGGGAGGUUCAAGUAGAAAACGUCAACAGCUAUGCUAAUGACUAUCCUGCCCCUGAGAAACGGCUCUCCUUACCACACUGGCUUUCGGAUGUGCCCAAAAACAUUGUACCGGAAGUUACACCGAUUGAAAAAGACAUAACAUCGGGAACAAAACGCAGUUUCGCUGAAAGCUCAAUGACCGAUCAGAGUUUAAAUUUAAAUGAAUCUUCGGGUUUAUUCAACACAAAUAUGACUUCUCAGAGUUUAAAUUUGAAUCAAUCGUCGGGUUUUUACAACACAAACACGACUGAGCAGAGUGUAAAUUUGAAUCAAUCGUCGGGUAUUUACAACACGAACACGACUCCUCAGAGUCUAAAUUUGAAUCAAUCUUCGGGGUUUUUCAACACAAAUACGACUCCUCAGAGUCUGAAUUUAAAUCAAUCUUCGAUGGUUUUCACUGCAAAUACGUCUGCUCAGAGUCAAAAUUUAAAUCAAUCUUCGGGGUUUUUCACCACAGAUACGACUGCUCAGAGUCAAAAUGUAAACCAAUCUUCAGGGUUCUUCACCACAAAUACGACUGCGCAGAGUCAAAAUUUAAAUCAAUCUUCGGGGUUUUUCACCACAAAUACGACUGCUCAGAGUCAAAGUUUAAACCAAUCGUCGGGGUUUUUCACCAGUAAUACAACUGGUCAGAGUUUAAACUUAAAUCAGUCUUCGGGUCCAUUCACCAUUAAUAUGAGUGGACAAUCUGUUGCGAAUGAUGAUGAUUUGCUGUCUUCAAUAUUAGUUGGAAGAAAAUCUUCAAUACUAAAAAUGAAGCCCAGUCCUCCCGUUGUGACACAAUCUACAAAACGUAGACGAUCUACCGCACCCAAAACCGGUGUGCCAAAACGAAAGGUGCUCAUGGAUGAUAACAUGGUUCUGCAUGGCGACACAAUACGUCAGCAACUGACGAACACCGAAGACAUUCGGCGAUUACGAAAGAAAGCUCCUUGCACUCGUUCCGAAAUUUCGAUGCUGGAGAAACAGUUCUGGGAAGAUGACAUUUUUAGUGAACCUAUAUUUACUGGGGUGUCGAUUAAAUUGGCUUCUUUGCACAGUCAGUUAUAUAAUCUAAGUAAAAUUGUUGUUUCUCGUAACAAUGCUUCGUUAGAAGGUGGAAAAGACCCGAAGUCAAUUUCUCAGAAUGAUGAAAAGGCGACACAACUGGAAGUUGGGUCAAAUGCUCCUAAAGAAAACCCUGUUACACCACCCGAAGUCAACCCUGUUACACAGCCGGUUGAGCUUCCUACGGUGACGGAUAACCACACACGCGAUAACAAUACAGUCAGUUUAGAUUAUUAUGGAAGUCAACCACCACAGAUGGGUGCAACUGAACACGUGGCAGAAGCAGAACCCCUCAAUUCCGAGCAUGAUCUUUUCGGGGAGAGAACCGCAAUGGAAAUUGAUCCGAAAAGCUUUCAGGAUGCUGAUAUUGGAGUUCCUGUUAUGCCUACCGAGGUUGAACCGCCUACACAUGUUGAUGUGGUCCCAAGUGAUACUUUUGACACGUCGGCAGCUAUGAACGAGGUUCAGGUGGAUUCUUCUUUACAAACUGAUGCUCCAGGUGGCAAUUCGACUGAGAAAAUGGAUUUACAGUCUGCUGACAUAGAUAUAAACAGCUUUAGAUCUCUUGAAAGUAACAUCGAUGUUGCUCCUGUUAAAGAAGUAUCAGAAGAGAAACAUGAUCAAGACGUUGAAUAUAGGAAAGAUGAGGAAGAGACUGUGAAUGAGGAUGCAGCGAUAGCUUCAAAUGUCGAGUCUAGUAUUCAGAAUUCGGUUUACAAUGGUAUAUUUGGUGAAGAAUUUGGAACAGUUGCAGCAUACGAUACUGAAGUUAAUCCAGUUUUGGAAAAUGUUACAUUGGACGAAAGAGAAAAUCCAGGUCAUCAUGUUACUUUCGAGACUACCGAGAUGAAUGCUGAAGAUAUUCCCGCUGAUAACAGGGUUGAUGAUGCUGAAAUAACUCACCCUGCAGUUGAAAACAAUACAGAUUUCCUGAAUUUUGACGAUCUUGAUGAUGACGAUGCGGACGCUGGUGGUGAUUACGCGCCUGAUGUGGACGCCCCACGGGUUAUCGACAACAGUGGAUGGUCUUCCCGUACAAAGGCCGUUGCAAAAUACCUCCAAAUUAUGUUCGACAAAGAAGGAGAGCGUGGAAGGAAUAUGCUUGCGGUAAACAAUCUGCUCGUCGGCAAAACACGCAAGGAAGCUUCAAGAAUGUUCUUCGAAACAUUGGUUCUGAAGACGAAGGAUUACAUCCACGUAGAGCAGGCAGAUCCAUACGAAAACAUAAAUAUUUUCCCACGCGCAAAGCUUUUGAAAUCAGACUUUUAGUAGAGAUAUAAUACUAAUUGAAGCUGGAUGAUUGUUCUUACUUAGAAAAUGAUAUCUGUUGUCUGUUUGUUUGUUGGUUUCUCAAGUAAAGUAGUUGGUUAUCUUGGUAGUUUUUGACCACGGACUUUUAGUAGAGAUAUACUAAUUAUGUACCACUUGUAACGGUUGUUAGAACCUAUGUAUUAUUAAUAAUUAUUUGUAUAUACAGUAUACAGUAUAUAGCCUUUACCGGCAUGCUAAUUUAUUAUUACUA